This is a messenger RNA of Chara braunii, 699 nucleotides long. Lineage: Eukaryota; Viridiplantae; Streptophyta; Charophyceae; Charales; Characeae. The record is from the annotation of a GenBank genome assembly.
GCACACUGUUGGACUGUGUCACUGUGUGUGGUGCUCAGUCCAUAUCACCACUGCAAGCCCGCAGCCUCUGGUUGUCUCUCUUCCGCUCAGCUUCAUUCAGUCACUAUGGAUCACUUGGCUUGCCCCUGCGUUGCUUUAGCGUCAGCAAGGCAUUUAUUGGCCACUCUGUCUGCUGUCGACGGCUGUCAUCUGCAGUGUCAUUCUCUGUGUGUGGCCCGGAAAUCGAGCGGUAGCCGAACUGUUUGUCCGAACCUGUCGACGACUGUCGUCGACGGCAGCGGUACGCGGCAUAUGAGACAGUCAAAUGCGAUCGGCGGCAGGGGUCUUCCAAUGCCCGUUGCCGGCAAUGGACCACGCGGUCAUAGAGCUAUCGUGGUCUCAGCGAGCGUCGAGACCCCAGGAAUGUCGGGAGCUCAGAGACAUGAUGGGGUCUCCACUCUUCCCACAGCCGAAAGUUCAAACAGGGCCAUGUUAAAGACCGGAGCCGUGGACGGCCUACCGUUCUUGGUCCCGGACAUGGCGAAGAUGUCGUUGGUGUUCGUGGGGGCAGAGGCCGCGCCGUGGUCGAAGGUGGGCGGAUUAGGGGACGUUAUGGGCGCUCUUCCAGCCACGCUGGCUGCCCGUGGACAUCGUGUGAUGACAAUUUCCCCGCGUUACGACCAGUACCAGGAUGCUUGGGACACGGCCGUCACCGCCGAG